AUGGGGCCAAAGAGACAAACAGUAUCACUUCAAGAAAAAAAGAACCGCAUACUAAACUUCUUCCAGGAGACGUAUACCUUUUACAACAUCAAAGAGCUAGAAAAAAGCAUUCCUAAAAAAUGCGGGAUCUCCCCCAUGAUCGUUAAAGAACUAGUGCAGCAAAUGAUCGAUGAAGACGGUGUGAUUUCGGUGGAGAAAUGCGGUAAUAUUAACAUAUACUGGUGCUUUAAGAACCAAACCCUCCAAACACUGUAUGACUCGAGUGAGAAAUUGAAAAAACAGAUACAGGAAACAGAAAGUGACAUCGCCAUUUCGAAACGAGAACUGGAAAAAACACUUGAAACAGGAAGACGUAAAAAAUUCACUGUGGGCCAAAAAUCAUACAGUAGGGAUGUUCUAAUAGAAAAGAGGAAAAAAAUACAAGAAGAAAUAAAGAAAAAGAACACAAGCCUGCAAAAAAUGGAAAGCAUUAGGUGGGACGGAGCAAAGAUUCAGGAGAAUAAACAAAGAGUUCACCUAAAAAAAGGGCAGCUGGAAAAAAUUACUGACAACAUCGAGAUUCUUGUUGAUUACCUCUACAAGAAGUUUUUCCUGCAACCAGAACAGAUCAGAAAAGAAUUCGGAAUUCCAGAAGAAUUCGAAGAGCUUACUGACAUCUAG
Saccharomyces kudriavzevii IFO 1802 is the source of this 660-nucleotide messenger RNA. It is a transcript of the gene MND1, whose product is annotated as Mnd1p. The transcript has 2 exons. The record is from RefSeq and is a predicted model, not a curated record. Gene Ontology annotation, cellular component: DNA recombinase auxiliary factor complex; condensed nuclear chromosome. Gene Ontology annotation, biological process: reciprocal meiotic recombination; meiotic joint molecule formation; meiotic strand invasion involved in reciprocal meiotic recombination. Lineage: Eukaryota; Fungi; Ascomycota; Saccharomycetes; Saccharomycetales; Saccharomycetaceae. Bases 1 to 660 code for a protein of 219 amino acids. Gene Ontology annotation, molecular function: recombinase activator activity; double-stranded DNA binding.